This is a messenger RNA of Blepharisma stoltei, 357 nucleotides long. The record is from the annotation of a GenBank genome assembly. Lineage: Eukaryota; Ciliophora; Heterotrichea; Heterotrichida; Blepharismidae.
AUGGAAGAAUGGAGCUAUGAGAUCUGCGAUUGUGCUAAAAACCCAUUCAUGUUUGUUUGGUCUCUUUGCAUCCCAUGUGGACUCCACUGCAUGCAAACUUGUAAUGCAAAGCAUGCAGAUCCUUUAAAUAAACACUCAGCUUUACGAGCCUACUUAUGCGUUUUAUUCUUUGGAUGUGUAGGAGCAUCAAUUAACCGCAACCUACUUAGAAAAUCAUUGAAUAUAAAAGGCAAUCUCUUUCAUGACUUCGCACAUUUGAUCAUUCCUUGUUGUGCUGUGACGCAAGAAUGGAUGCAGGUCAUGAAAGUAAAGAAGGGAAGCGGAGAGCUUUUAAUUACUCAACUUAAAGUUAUUUAA